Messenger RNA from Elaeis guineensis (African oil palm), 1548 nucleotides. Its product is annotated as LOB domain-containing protein 41. NCBI's taxonomy places the organism in Eukaryota, Viridiplantae, Streptophyta, Magnoliopsida, Arecales, Arecaceae. Gene Ontology annotation, biological process: regulation of gene expression. The record is from RefSeq and is a predicted model, not a curated record.
ACCCUCCCCCAUCUCUCGUUUCUUUCCUCUCUUACAUCAAAUCUUCCCCUCACUACUUCGACAUUCCUCGCUCCCGUGAACUCUCUUUUCAGUUUCCAUUUCCAGAGCCCCUUCCUUUGUCCUUCCUUUUUAUAUGUAGGCAGCCAUCCCUCGAGGAGGAGGAGGAGAAGAAGAGCAGAGAAAGGAAAUUUCUUCGGUCGUCAGUUGAGAGACAGAAAAGGAAAGAAGAAGCGGACAAGAUGAGGAUGAGCUGCAAUGGAUGCCGGGUGCUCCGCAAGGGGUGCAGCGAGAACUGCAGCAUCCGGCCGUGUCUUCAGUGGAUCAAGAACCCCGAGUCCCAGGCCAACGCCACCGUCUUCCUCGCCAAAUUCUACGGCCGUGCCGGUCUUAUGAACCUUAUCAACGCGGGCCCCGAGCACCUUCGUCCUGCAAUAUUUCGAUCGUUGCUCUACGAAGCUUGUGGCCGGAUCGUGAACCCGAUCUACGGCUCGGUUGGCUUGCUGUGGUCCGGCAGCUGGCAGCUUUGCCAGGCGGCGGUGGAAGCGGUGCUCAAGGGCGCCCCCAUCAUGCAAAUUCCCUCAGAGACCGCCGCCUCCACCCCUGUUCCUCCCCUCAAGGCCUACGACAUCCGCCACGUCUCCAAGGACGCCGACGCCGCCGCCGCCGCCGCCAGCCGGGCCGCCGCGGAACUCCACAAGAUCUCCAAGUCCCGCACCCGGUUCAAGCGUCCCGCUGCUACCAAAUCGAAGCCUGGAGCCGUACUAGUCGAGGGAGCCGAACCGGACUCCGCCCGGGGUUGUGAUCUUAGCUGGCCCCGUUGUUACCCGGUCGACUUCAAGCGCGCUGGGAGUCAUGAGUCGGCCGGGAGCCAGGCGACCGAGCCCGACGCCGGGGAGGCCGCUGCGGCCGCAGGCGGGGGGGACGGCGAUAGCCGGGAGAACGAGAGCGAGUUCUCCGGGGAGACAGGGGAAGGGUCGCACGUGAGCCAAGGCGAUCCAAACCUGGCCGAGGAGAGCGAGGUGGCGCUGGAGCUGACCCUGGGGUUCGAACCGGUCUCCAGGGCCGGCCGGACCACCCGGCCCGCGGCGGAGGUGCGGUGCGACGUUAGCAGCUGGGGAUCUGAUACGUGUCGGAUGGAUCUCGGUCUCGAACUGCCGGCGUGAUGAUGAGAAAUUAAGCCGUCUGUAGCAUAUAAAUGGUGAAGACGAGGAGAUCGACAGUUUUGGCGUUGUUUAGAUGGAUUUGUUUAAUAUUAUAAUCCAAGAUGCUACAGCCCUAGCCCAACCCCCGCCGUCUCUUUUUCCCCCCUUCCGAGCUCCUCCCCUUAGGUUAGGAAUAGGAGGUUAGAGGGUCCCUUUCAUCUUGUUUUCUUCUGUAUGUAUGUUUGUGCUCAUAGGCAUUUCUAUAUAUGUGUAGUUCCUAUGACAUAAGAUAUAGAGAGAAGACGGAAGUUUCUUCUUCUGGAUAAUUGUGUGUUAUCAAGUGUUUAAUUUAGGAGGAAUGCUAAUAACAGUAAUGCUCUCAGUGUCCUGGUUUUUUGUGGAUUUA